AUGACUGUAGACGAUAAGACAACAAAGGCAAUCUACAGUCUGGCUACCAAGGCUGCAGAGCAAUACAUUCGGUCCGGACUAUCUCUACACCACCCCACCCCUACUGUUGUUGGUCUCCGAGUCAUAACAACCAUCGAGUGGGUGGUUUCGUUCGUGGCCCUCAUGCGUCUGGGCUACACAGUCUUCAUUCUUUCGCCUGAGAUCUCUUCCGAAAAAAUCAUCAAGCUCAUGGAAAAGGUCGACUGCUCUAUCGUUGUCGACGGAACUUUCAUGGCCGAUGAGGCUGCGGCUGGCGAGUUGCGAAGCACACUGCGAGCAAACGGGAAGACAGUCAUCGAUUUGCUCAGCCUUGCAUCUUUAGCACACGAGCCCAGCGAGAAAUAUGGCCCCAAUGAGCAAGACUUCACACAAUGCUGGCCCGGAAUCCAAGAGACACACCCAGCCGUCAUCCUGCACUCAUCAGGCACCACCGGACUGCCCAAGCUCGUCUACAAGCCACAUUACGCAGUGCUUAAUCGGCUGCGAACUCUCCCAGGCGUUCUGCAUGGCACAUCGCUCAUCGGCUCGUGGCAUUACAACAGCGUCGGCUUUCACUCGAUGCUGUUCUCCCUCUCUCGGGGCAACGGGCCGGCCAUCUGGUCCAACGAGCUGAUUCCGCUCGAGGGCAAGGAGUACGGAGAGAUCUUGACCAAACUGCAGCCGGUGACAGCCUGGUUCAACCCCGCCAACCUAUACGCAUCCGUGUCUACCAGCGAAGGCCUCAACGCCCUGAAGCAGGCCGACCUGGUGGUCACCACAGGAGGCGUCUUCCCCCAGCAGCUCGGCCGAGAACUCGUCGGGCAAGGGGUCCGCCUCGUGAAUAUUUAUGGUAUGUCCGAGCUGUCCGCCGGCGUCCGCCUCAUCCCAGCAUCGCGCACAAGAGGCGACGCCGACUGGGAGUACGUGCAAGCCCACCCCGACACUGCACCCCACAUCUGGUUCCGGCCCCUGGACGACCUGGCCGGCGAGGGAAGUCCAGGCACAACACCUCUGUACGAGCUCGUCGUGCUGCCCAGCCACCCCACCCAGGACAAGCAGUUCGCCAACCGACCCGAUGGCUCGUUUCACACAGGUGAUCUAUUUGUCGAACACCCUUCCAGGCCGGGCUGCUACAAGUGUCUUGGGAGGCUGUCGGACGAGGUCAGGAUCGCGCCUGAUGGGCACGACCACGUGGGGCUCAAUGCUAUCACUUAUGAGCAUCUGGCGAUGGCGGGGAAUGGGGAUGUCUUGCAGGAGGCCGUUUUGUUCGGGCGCGAGAGUCCCGACGCGGGCCUCUUGCUGUUUACUAGGCCUGGCGGUGCUGUGGCGGCGGAAGUCAUCGUGCAGAAGGUCUGGGAUGCGUUGGAUCAGGCGUUUCGCAAGGGGGACUUGCCUCUGGCGAUCAAGAAGAAGAUGAUGGUUGUGAUUCGUGAUGCUAAAGUGCCGCGUACGUCCAAGGGGAACAUUAUACGCCCGGAGAUCUAUCAACGGUGGGAAGAGGAUAUUGUGGCAUCUUAUGUUCGUAGAUAGCAGUACAUCUGUGCGAGUCCUGUCUACCUGUUUAUAUGGAGCACAUCAUUUCCAGCUUGCACUGGAAGCACCAACCUUCAAGUGCUCGUUAGUAUCUCUAGACCAGCGCAUAUAUAAUCAUUUUAUGAUG
Molecule: messenger RNA, 1678 nt
Organism: Cryphonectria parasitica EP155
Lineage: Eukaryota; Fungi; Ascomycota; Sordariomycetes; Diaporthales; Cryphonectriaceae
Exons: 2
Coding region: 1-1548 (515 amino acids)
Biological process (GO): fatty acid metabolic process
Molecular function (GO): medium-chain fatty acid-CoA ligase activity
Source: RefSeq, a predicted model, not a curated record